Messenger RNA from Drosophila gunungcola (fruit fly), 1311 nucleotides. RefSeq lists its product as uncharacterized. Gene Ontology annotation, molecular function: nucleic acid binding. NCBI's taxonomy places the organism in Eukaryota, Metazoa, Arthropoda, Insecta, Diptera, Drosophilidae. The transcript has a single exon. The record is from RefSeq and is a predicted model, not a curated record. Bases 1 to 1311 code for a protein of 436 amino acids. Gene Ontology annotation, biological process: DNA integration.
AUGGAAAACAAGCCACUUCAGAGCCGCUCCCAGCUCAUCAAGCUUUCACCGAUCAUUAGCAAGGAUGGCCUUCUUCGAGUCGGUGGACGACUGGAUAAUUCACAAUUACCAGCUGAGGUCAAGCACCCAAUUUUGCUUCCCAAAUCGCACAUCAUUACAAGGAUGAUUUUGGAACACGAACAUGCGUCAAAUCUGCACCCUGGAGUUUCAGCACUUUUUGUCAUUAUCCGUCAAAAAUAUUGGGUCUUUGGCGCACGCAACCUCAUAAGGAAUCUGGUGCACAAUUGCAUCAAAUGUUUUCGCCAACGAAGUCAAACAGCACAACAAUUCAUGGCCGAUCUACCGGGGAUUCGCAUUACAGAAGCACUUCCCUUCCAGCACUCAGGCUGCGAUUACGCUGGACCAUUCAUUCUCAAGGAAAGAAGAGGUCGAAAUCCAAGGAAAACUAAGGGCUACAUAUGUCUGUUUGUCUGCCUCGUAACAUCAGCCAUUCACUUGGAACUGGCCACCGAUCUCAGCACAGACACCUUCACAGCAUGUUUUCGUCGUUUCAUGUCUCUGCGUGGGAAAUGUUCUCAAAUCUUUAGCGACAACGGGACGAAUUUUUUUGGUGCCAAGCGGGCUUUAGAUGAAAUGCAGCAACUUUUAUCUUCACAGGAGCAUCGUAAUACAGUAGCGCAAACUUUGGCCACCGAUGGCAUUAAAUGGAAUUUCAUACCUCCACACUCGCCACACUGGGGCGGAGAAUGGGAGUCAGCGGUACGUUCUGUGAAAUUGCACCUUCGACGCGUCGUGGGAAAGACGAUCUUGACCUUUGAGCAAAUGCAAACUCUAAUCGCCCAGAUAAGCGCGGUUGUGAACUCAAGACCGUUGUGCUAUACAUCUGACACGGACCUCUCAUACUUGUCGCCAGCCCACUUUCUUAUUGGACGCCCAUUUACAACUGUUCCAGAGGGUGAUCUAUCUCAUUUGCCAAUCAAUCGCAUGGACAAUUGGCAACAUUUGCAAUCCAUGUAUCAAGGAUUUUGGAAACGCUGGCACCAGGAAUAUUUAACAUCGCUACAGCAACGUCACAAGUGGAACAGCAAGGAACGCAACAUUUCAGUGGACAACGUCAUGCUUGUAAAGGACUCAAAUCUUCCACCAGCAGCUUGGCAACUAGCCCGUGUGUUAAAAGCUCAUCCUGGACCAGAUGGAUUUGUACGCGCCGUGAAACUUAAGACAUCCACCGGAGAGAUGACUAGACCUAUCACCAAGCUAGCAGUAUUGCCUAAUUCUGAAACCGUGUUUCAGGGCGGCCCGGGAUGUUGA